GCCGGGGCAGCGGGAGCGGGUCCGGUUGGGCGCCGCGAUGGUGGCCCCCCUGCCCCCGGCCGCGGGGGUGGGGCCGUGCCGAGCGGACGUGUUCGGGGGGGGCGAAACUCCGCCGCGGAGGCGGGGGUGGAGGGGGGUGAGCCGGCAGAAUAAGGGCUGCUGCCGCCGGGCCGUGCCGCGCCUGGCGUGUGGCGGCGGGGCUGCCUCAGCGCCGGCUGCGUCCCCGCCCGCCCGCGCUGGCGCCGCUGCGGGAGCUCGCGAGAGUCAAGCUGACAGAUUUGCUUUCAUUGCUGAAUGGUAUGACCCAAAUGCUUCACUAUUCCGACGCUAUGAGCUCCUGUAUUAUCCAAAAGAUGGAUCUGUGGAAAUGUACGAUGUGAAGAACCAUCGCGCCUUUCUGAAGCGCACCAAGUAUGACAGCUUACACCUUGAAGAUUUAUUUGUGGGCAACAAAAUUACUGUUUUUUCUCGUCAUCUUUCUCUAGUAGACUAUGGGGAUCAAUACACAGCCCGCAAGCUGGGCAGCCGCAAAGAGAGAACACUGGCUCUGAUUAAACCUGAUGCAGCACCCAAGAUGGGAGAAUUAAUUGAUAUCAUUAUUAAUGGAGGAUUUACAAUAACUAAGGCCAAAAUGAUGGUGCUUUCAAGAAAAGAAGCAAUUGAUUUCUACGUAGACCAUCAAUCAAAACCUUUUUAUAAUGAGCUUCUCCAGUUUGUGACGAGUGGUCCCAUUGUUGCUAUGGAAAUCUUAGGAGAUGAUGCAGUGUCUAAAUGGAAAACAUUACUAGGACCUGCAAACUCUGCAGUAGCUCGAACUGAUGCGCCAGACAGCAUUAGAGCAAACUUUGGACAUGAUGGCCUAAGAAAUGCAGCUCAUGGCCCAGAUUCAGUUGCUUCAGCUGCUCAAGAGCUGGAGUUGUUCUUUCCCUCCAGUGGGGGUCGUGGACCAGUCAACAGUGCAAAAUUCACAAACUGUACUUGUUGUAUUAUUAAGCCUCAUGCAGUUAAUGAAGGGCUCACUGGAAAGAUUAUAAAAGCCAUCAUCAGCGAAGGAUUUCAGAUCUCAGCUUUACAGAUGUUCAACAUGGAGCGUGCAAACGUGGAAGAGUUCUAUGAGAUUUACAAAGGUGUUGUUGCUGAAUAUCUGGAGAUGGUUACAGAGUUGUGCUCAGGCCCUUGCAUAGCAAUGGAGAUUAUACAGCCUGAGCCUCCAAAAGUGUUCAGAGACUUCUGCGGGCCUUCUGACCCUGAAAUAGCCCGUCAUCUCCGACCUGGAACUCUGCGUGCUGUCUUUGGGAAGAACAAGAUUCAGAAUGCUGUCCACUGCACAGACCUACCCGAAGAUGGUCUUUUGGAGGUACAGUACUUUUUCAAGAUUCUGGACAACUAACAGCCUCCAUCCACACCCAAAGCAAAAGAAGCAGACACAAAACUGUGUUCAUUCAUUUAUUUGUCCAAUGUUUCAACCUGACUGAAAUACAAGAUCAACAAGAGCACUGUACUCCUGGCUAUUAUUACAUGUUAGAACAUAGAGUUUUGCACUUUAGACAACAUUUAACACCAUUCUAUGGGGUCUGCAUUGCUUUUAUAAAGUUUAAAAUAAAGAUUUAUUUUCAAACGUG
Messenger RNA from Dromaius novaehollandiae (emu), 1622 nucleotides. RefSeq names its product NME/NM23 family member 7 (gene NME7). Bases 38 to 1390 code for a protein of 450 amino acids. The record is from RefSeq and is a predicted model, not a curated record. Lineage: Eukaryota; Metazoa; Chordata; Aves; Casuariiformes; Dromaiidae. Gene Ontology annotation, biological process: GTP biosynthetic process; UTP biosynthetic process; CTP biosynthetic process. The transcript has 12 exons. Gene Ontology annotation, cellular component: centrosome. Gene Ontology annotation, molecular function: ATP binding; nucleoside diphosphate kinase activity.